Colletotrichum destructivum is the source of this 1828-nucleotide messenger RNA. Its product is annotated as Putative zn(2)Cys(6) fungal-type DNA-binding domain, fungal transcription factor. Bases 244 to 1761 code for a protein of 505 amino acids. The transcript has 4 exons. Gene Ontology annotation, cellular component: nucleus. NCBI's taxonomy places the organism in Eukaryota, Fungi, Ascomycota, Sordariomycetes, Glomerellales, Glomerellaceae. Gene Ontology annotation, biological process: positive regulation of transcription by RNA polymerase II. The record is from RefSeq and is a predicted model, not a curated record. Gene Ontology annotation, molecular function: zinc ion binding; transcription cis-regulatory region binding; DNA-binding transcription factor activity, RNA polymerase II-specific.
CGCACCGUGGCUAUGGCAUAUGACGGCUAUCAACGCAGAUGUUGGAUGCGGGGAACGGAUACGAUAAGGUAUCUCUUCCUUGUCGUCCAAGUGGAUAAUAGCGUUUUGUUUGAUGGGAUCCAUGGGAGGUAACUCUCCCCCCCGCACUCUGUCUGGCUCGACACAACUCUUGACCCUGUCACCGUCCCAGAGCGCAAUGUCCAGGUCCGAGAUGAGGGAGACAGCUGUUGUCUGAAGACACCUAUGGCUCGCAAGAAACGCCCCUAUGUACCUAAAAUCAAGGGAUGCUACGAAUGCUCCCAGCGCCGCAUCGAUUGUGACGGGACUAGGCCGAGAUGCAUCAAGUGCAGUGUGCGAGGCAUCGCUUGCAGCGGAUUCGGUCUGAGGUAUAAGUUCCUCGACGGCUUCUCAUCAAGACGCACUUCCUCGUCAACGGGCGUUCGGGGUGCUCUGCUCACGGGCGCUGUCGUUGAACCAUCAGCCAAAACAUCUAUAAGAGCAAGGCCAAGCUCUUAUCGGAAAACGCCUGAUCAGAGUAGAGACCUUCAAAGUAUAUGGGAUGAAGUUUACUGGAACACGGCGGAUUACGGGCCUGAUGAAGGUGUUCAAGGAGGUGACCCCCAGACCACAACUGACGAUGAUGAUGCCAUUACCAACCAGCGCAUCGGUCACAACACGGAAGAUAUCGACAGACUUCUUGACGAGUACCGAGACGGAACCGACGAUACUUGUUCGUCUUUGGUGAUCCAGGCGGCCGGUGACCUAGGCACAGAUUGGAGGGCGGCCAGGCCAGUGAACUUGCAUCUGCUGGAACCAUGGAAAGAGUUCUUACUCACGCAUUUCUCCGAGGCCAUCGCCCCGGAAAUGGUCGUCAUCGACGACCGCUAUAACGGCUGGAGACACCUGAUCCUGCCCGUCGCCCGAUCCGACGACAUGGUCAUGGCCGCCGUGUUGGCCGCCUCGGCAUUCCACGUCUCCGCGAGGGCCGCCGCCGGGCGGCCGGUCAUCGACCCCGAGAGGCUCUACGCCCGCGCGAUCGGCCGGCUGUCGGACCGAAGGGACCUGGCGGGGCGGGACGCCGGAGCGAGGCAGCUCGUGAUCCUGGCCAUCGUCGUGCUCCUUGUGUCCGUCAUGGUCAACGGGCUCUCGGACUUCCCCAUCGUCUUCCAGAUGCUCGAGUCGGCCAUCGACGCGGUCGGGGGCGAAGAGGUCCUGGCUGACGGGGAAGAGCUGGGAGGAUUCCUGCGGCGGCAGAUCCGCAAGAUGCGAGUCUACGCCGCGCCGCUGGUCAGCGAGGCCGCCGGGGUCGACGCCAUCGUAUAUCAUGCCCGGGGGAGCUUCGACUGCCUGUACUACUACCACAGCCUGUACCCUAGCCACCGCCUCACGUUCGACCUCAUAGCCGGCGUCCGCCAGCAAGCGUUCGACAUGUACCUGCGCCGGGCGCUGCCGGACGACAGCGAGGUGAGGCCGGCUGCGUCCCCGGACGAGCCGAUCCAGUCGUUCCGCAGGAGCCUGGAAUCCUUCCCCGAGGGGGCCCUCGGGGAGCACAUCCUCGUCUGGCCGACCUUCAUCGCCGCCCUGGAGUGCCGCACCCGGGAGCAGCGGCUGUUUUUCGAGCAAUUCCUCUUGAGGCAGUAUCACCGGAACAAGUUCAUGAACAUCCCGUUGGCCUUGAAGUUCUUGGAAGGGGUUUGGUCGCAGGAGGAGAGAGAAAAUUGGCCGUCGCUGAUCCCUCAACUGCGGGUAUUCAUCAUGUGAGAUUCUUGUAAGUUUUGUCCGGCUAGGUUACUUGGCUUUGGUGGUGGAUGGAAACCCGGAUCAUGAC